Molecule: messenger RNA, 1080 nt
Organism: Pisolithus orientalis
Lineage: Eukaryota; Fungi; Basidiomycota; Agaricomycetes; Boletales; Pisolithaceae
Exons: 2
Coding region: 1-1080 (359 amino acids)
Source: RefSeq, a predicted model, not a curated record
AUGGACGACCUACCAGAGCUCGCAGACGAUGGACAUAACUGGACAGCUUAUGGCAGUUGGGUCCUAAAUGCCAUUGCAGAUGAAGGCUUGAUGGGGUUCCUACUCGGGUCUGAAACACGACCUAUACAUCCAGCACAGCUGAAAGGUCAAGGUGAGGGCUGGACACCUCAGACCAAUGAGGAACGAGACGAGGUCGCAGCAUGGCAAACCUCAGAUGAGUUCUGGCACAAGCAGAGCUCGAAGGUCAAUCUUCUAUUGAUCUUCGGAAUUUCGGACUACAUAUUCUCAUUCAUACUCCAUCUAAAAGCACCCCUCGAGAAGUUCACCUACCUUGAGAAGCGCUAUGGCUCAGUUACGAGACCAGAAAGCUGGAAAACAACUGAGGAGGACGCGCAAACUACUCAUGACAACAAAAAGGACAGCGCAGAGCUGUCACUAGAGACUGUAGAAGUCACGCCUAGUCAGUGCAGACAAGUCGAAGCGUCAAGCAUCGACAUACCUACAGCAGAGGUCGAACAUGCCCUAAAUGGGCACUCGGAGCUGGAGCUGGAGGGAGUGCCAUGCGAAGCAGGCAGUGGCUCAAUGGAUGAACUUGGAGAUGCAAACCCUAAGAUGUCAAGUGGCUGUACAGAUGAGACUAGCGCUACAGGCACGCGCAGUCAACUCGUCGUUGCCAACGUGACAAGGGAUUUACAUCUACUCAAAUCCGGCAGCGAGACUUUCGAUCUCGCAAUCAAUUCUACUAAUCUCGAGAACACUCGUGCCAUCAAAACUACUUCACAGAUGCCUGUCAAUCAUGAUCAGCACAUCCGAACGUGCAGCAGUCUGAUCGCCGACAUACCUGACCCUCCAUGCAUCCAUGUCACAGCUCCAAACCCAUUCAUUGGACAAUCUGACCAAGUCUUUGGUACUUCGAACACAGAAAGGAAGUUAGCGCGAGCACAAACAGUCAGCAAUGGAGAAAUUACCAUACCGCAUCCUCACGAAGCCCAAACGACCCUUUCGGAUCAGGCAGCGCUCACUAACAAGCCAAAAUGCCUCAAAGAUCUGCAAGAGGCUGAGCGACCCCACCCCGAAUGA